AUGUUAAAAACGUUUAAAGUCUUAGUUUCCAAUACUCCGACUUUUGCUUCCGCCAUCGUCAAGCAUUUUGUAAAAGGUCCUCCACAACCAUCCUGGAAUAUUCAAUUUCAUAUAGUAUUCGUCGCCUUAAAAACCUUACUUGCCACUUUUGUCACAAAUACUAUUGAAUAUUCUCAAGAAAUCACUGCUAAAGGUAGUGCCUUAUUUAAAUCUAAAGAAUUUAAAGAAGAUGAAAUAGUAAUUCCAAACCAAUUUAGGAAAAAUGCUCAACCGUAUCUUGAACAGAUUAUCAAAGAGUAUGAAUAUGUAUUAGAUGAUGAAUGGAAACAAUUUAAAGAUGAUGAUAAAGUAUUAAAUGCAAAAUGGAUUUAUUCCAAAAAACAAGGAUUUAAGCGAGACCAAGAAAAUUUAAGAAUAAUAUUUUAUUUACAUGGAGGUGCCUAUUGCAUUAGUGGUAUUGAUUUUUACCGACUAGUCACUACCAGAUUAGCUAAAGAAACCGAUGCAUUAGUAUUUGGCAAAUUAGCCCCUCAAAAUCAAUUUCCAGCUGGAAUACAUGACGCGAUAGCUGCCUAUCUCUAUCUUACCAAUACUCCGGAAGACGCCGGUUUUGAACCAAUUGAUCCUAAAAGAAUUGUUAUUAUGGGUGAUAGUGCUGGUGGUGGAUUAGCUUUAGCCACUCUAUUAGCAAUUAGAGAUUCUGGAUUACCGAUGAUAGCUGGAGCGGUUUGUAUGUCUCCAUGGGUAGACUUAACUCAUAGCAUGCCUUCAACUAUGGACCCUCGUUAUGAUCUCACUGAUUACAUCCCAAGAUCUGGUUUUUGUGAUUUUCCACCUUCACCCGCUUUUAAUGAAUAUGAGAGAAAAGCCAAAAAAUUAUCGAACCGUAUAAAAGCAGAAACCCGAUCUCCAUUUUGGGAUGAAUCAUUUAAUCGCGAUGGAAGAACACAAAUAUAUGUAAGCAAUGAAGCAUUGGGAAUACCGUAUGUGAGUCCAUUAUGUGCAGAAAGUUUAGCAGGAUUACCUCCUAUGUUGAUCCACGUCGGAGAUGGCGAAAAGCUUCUCGAUGAAGCAAUUUAUUUCUCAUUCAAAGCAAGUCAACCUGAUAAAUACAAAUUACCUGCAUAUAAUGCAGGAAAAUUCGAACAAUCACCUUUUAAAACGCCAACUAAUGUUACAUUAGAAAUUUACGAAGAUAUGCCUCACGUGUUUCAAGUAUAUUUUACCAAAAGUACAUAUUCACUUAUAACAGCUAAAGGCAAAACAUUACCACUUAAUAAUAAGCACAUGAAGGUAUUAGAGUGGACGGAAGUAGGUAAAGUAUCAAAAGCGGGAAGACCUCGAUUUGAAAAACCAGUAACUAAUACAAAUCCAUUCGUAUAUUUAUUAGUGAUUGUAGUAAUAUUUAUGUAUCUUAAAUAA
Messenger RNA from Diversispora eburnea, 1422 nucleotides. Lineage: Eukaryota; Fungi; Glomeromycota; Glomeromycetes; Diversisporales; Diversisporaceae. The record is from the annotation of a GenBank genome assembly.